UACGAUUUUAUUUUAUCGAACAUUUUUUUAAUAGUAAUCAGUUAGAUAUAUAAAAAUGAAUUUUAUUUUAAUUAAAAUAAAAAAUAAUAGAUAUAAUUAAAUUGAUUUUUUCCUGAGAAUAAAAUGAAAAUUAGAGUUAUUUAUUUAAUUAAUUAAUGUAAUAUAUUAUUUAAAAACGUGUCAGUUAGAGAAAUAAUGUUCGAUUUGAUAAAAAGAAUAAAAUAAAAUUUGUUUUUUAAAAAUUUAGAUGAUCUUGUUGAACGUUGAAAUGAAUGUGAAUAUUUAUUUAAUAGUCAAUAUGAUUUAAUAGAAAAUGUUAAUACAAUAAAUCGAAAAGAAAAUCCAUCUCGAUCAUUAUUAUAUGCUCAUUCGGAUAAAUAUCAUGAUUUUAAUUGGAUAUUACAUGUUUAUUCAUUAGAUGAUAAAUCAAAAUCAUUUAUUAAAUAUUUAUCAUCAAUGACUUUUUCAACAAAAUCCUCAUUAUGGAAUGAUAUUGAAUUAAAAGAUAUUUUAUCAUAUAAAACAAUAUUAUCAAUUCAAUCAAAUAUAAAUAAUUCCUUAUCACCAAUAAAUAAUUUAACUCCAAUGUGUAUUCAAUCAUCAAAUAAAACAAAUGUAUCAAGAAAAGUAUUUCAAUCGAAUACAACAGAUCAAUUAACAAUAAGAUUUAUUAUUUGA
Rotaria sp. Silwood1 is the source of this 678-nucleotide messenger RNA. The record is from the annotation of a GenBank genome assembly. Lineage: Eukaryota; Metazoa; Rotifera; Eurotatoria; Philodinida; Philodinidae.